AUGCCACCACCUCAACGCCCGAUCUCGCGCAUCCUCGUCGCAAAUCGUGGCGAGAUCGCCAUCCGAAUUCUCCAAUCAUGCCACGAACUGGCACCACAACCUCCCACAACUUUUGCAAUAUACACGGACAACGACUCGACGCACAUCUCCUUGGGCAGACCUCACCACGCCAUCAAAGCCGCUUUUGGGCCGGCAUCGUACAUGAACAUCGACUACCUGAUUGGUGUGGUCAAGGAGCACAAAAUCGACGCCGUGCACCCGGGGUAUGGAUUUUUGAGUGAGAGUGCAGAGUUUUCGCGCAGGAUGUGGGAGGAGGCGGGAUGUGUGGUCGUUGGCCCCGGUUGGGAGGUAUUGGAGAGGACGGGGGAUAAGUUGAUGGCGAAAGCAUUGGCGAGCGAGUGUGGUGUGCCGGUGCUAAAGGCGAUGGAAAGACCGACUGGUAGUGUGGAGGAUGUUAGGCGGUUUGCUGCGAGUGUUGGGUAUCCCUUGAUGAUCAAGGCCGUGGACGGUGGUGGCGGGCGAGGUAUUCGGUUGGUGAAAAGCGAGGACGCGCUGGACAAUGCAGUGCAGAGAUGUGUAGCCGAGUCGCCUUCUCGCUUGGUGUUCGCUGAACAAGCAGCCGUGGAAGGGUACAAGCACAUCGAGGUGCAGAUCGUCGGUGACGGCAAGGGCGGAGUCACGCACCUGUGGGAAAGAGACUGCAGCGUCCAGCGCCGGUUUCAGAAGAUCGUCGAGUUGGCGCCGGCGCCGGUGCAGAAUCGAAAAGUGAUUGCACAGGUCAUCGACUCGGCCGUGAGGAUGGCCACGCAGCUGAAAUACUUGGGUUUGGGGACCUGGGAGUAUCUGGUCAAUGUCCAACAGGAAAAGUUCUUCUUCCUCGAAAUCAACCCGAGACUGCAGGUUGAACAUACCAUCACAGAGUGCAUCACGGGCGUCGACCUCGUGAAGCAACAAUUGCUUCUUGCUCAGGGUCUGCAGACGAGACUGGGAGGAUCGCACGACGCCAACAAAGCACCCCCUUCUGCGUCAAUUCAGCUACGCCUCUGCGCGGAAGAUCCCACCGCCGGCUUCUCCUUGAGUAUCGGCAAGGUCAGCGACGUGCAGUUCCCUUCUGGCAACGGCGUCCGGGUCGACAGCCAUCUGUCGCGCGGAGGCGUGGUCGGGUCCGACUUUGACAACAUGAUGGCCAAGGUCAUUGUCACCGCCUCAACCUGGGAAGAGUGCGUGGGCAAAGCGCGCAGAGCGCUGGAAGAGACAAAAAUCGUGGGCGUCAAGUCGAAUCUGAACCUCCUCAAGGCUAUCUUGACGCAUGAGAGGUUUGCGGCCGGCGACGCCGACACGAGCUGGCUCGAGCGGAACCUCGACCAGCUCGUCGCUCUCGGAGAACAACUCGGCAGCAUUACUGAGAUACGAGAAAGCUCGCUUCCCGCUCUGUCCUUGUCCAGCAGCAACACCCCGGGUUCCGCCGUCGGUGGCGCAGGCGCAUCGACACUGUUCAGAAAAGGCGACGCCUGGACGUUGGUUCUUGAAAACUCCGGCGAGAAAUCAUCCUCAAGCGUGAAACCACCCGCUCACCACCUCUCCAUCUCUCGCGUCACGCGCAAUGAAUUCCCCGCGGCGCUCAUCGCCGACAUCUCAUACACCAUCCCCGGUGCGAGAACGCACUCGUACAAGAUGACUUUGAACAGCACGACUUCCUCCGCCGACGCCGCUGCCUCAACUCACCGACGGGGUGAUCCAAGCAAAAAGACACACAUUGUACUGCCCAUGAGCGGAAAAUUGGUCGAAGUGCUCGUUGACGAAGGGGACGAGGUGCGCGAAAACGAGGUCAUUGCCUUCGUCAAGCAGAUGAAGAUGGAGUUGGAAGUCAGAUCGCCCAGGGCCGGCAAGGUGAAAUGGGUGAUUGAGAUGGAGAACGAGGAGGAAGGUGAUGAUGUUGCUGAAGGGGUGUUGUUGGUGGAACUGGAGGAUGAGGAGGACAGUGCAAAGAAGCCGGAGGUCAGAUCUAGAUUGUGA
Molecule: messenger RNA, 2016 nt
Organism: Fonsecaea multimorphosa CBS 102226
Lineage: Eukaryota; Fungi; Ascomycota; Eurotiomycetes; Chaetothyriales; Herpotrichiellaceae
Exons: 1
Coding region: 1-2016 (671 amino acids)
Molecular function (GO): ATP binding; metal ion binding
Source: RefSeq, a predicted model, not a curated record